Molecule: messenger RNA, 420 nt
Organism: Penicillium daleae
Lineage: Eukaryota; Fungi; Ascomycota; Eurotiomycetes; Eurotiales; Aspergillaceae
Product: hydrophobin family protein
Exons: 3
Coding region: 1-420 (139 amino acids)
Cellular component (GO): fungal-type cell wall
Molecular function (GO): structural constituent of cell wall
Source: RefSeq, a predicted model, not a curated record
AUGCGUUUCUCCCUGAUCUCCUUCCUCUCUCUCGUCGGUGCCGGCAUGGUGUCCGCUCGUCCCUCCGAGGGCGCUAUGCUCGCCAAGCGCAGCGACACUGAGACCAAGGUCAAGGAGGCUGCCGCAGCUCUGGCUGGUAACAAGGUCGAGGAUGAAUCCGAAACCUCGGAGUGUGUCGGACCCCUGCUUUGCUGUGGUUCCCUUACUACUCCUCUGGAUCACAUCGUGGAUCCUAUCCUGGAGGACCUUGGCAUCAAUGCCGCCAACAUUGUCGGAUCAAUUGGCCUGCUUUGCGACCCAUAUGAGGCUUCCAUCUGCGAUUCGGCUCCUCAGUGCUGCACUGAGGCCAACCUACUGGGUGGUACUCUUGCUCUCGGUUGCUGGAGUAAAUUCGAUACCUUUGGGAUUCCAGAACGGUAA